AAUAUACUUGGAAAAGUCUCGAAAAAGGACCCGACUCGAUCCGGUUGAUCCAGAAGGAUCUCGCCGCCUCGCAGAUCUAUAUUUACUGUCUCAUCCGUGAGAGAGACAGUAAGUAGCAGUCUUCUGAGUUAAACAUAAGGAUAGAAUAAACAGACAAAUCAACCAAAUGGCGAUGAGAGCUGGGGUACGCCGACUCAACCUGACAAGCUCGAUGGAGUCAACUCGUGGAGCAACUCGCUACUUCAGCGACGGCAAAGGCCGUGUCUUGAGCGAGGAGGAACGCGCUGCUGAGAAUAUUUACAUUCAGAAAAUGGAGAGGGAGAGGCUGGAGAAGCUAAAGCAGAAGGCUGAGAAAGAGAAGUUGGAGAAAGAUAAACAGGGUUCUGAUAAGAAAGCUGAAGGCUAAAUCUGAAUCUGACGCUCUGCUUGGAAGCGAUUAUCAGAAAUAAAAGUAUGACUUUUGGUGAGAUCGGGUCUUCUAUUUAGAAUGGUGCUCAUGCCAGUAUCUUCUCUCAUUAAAAAUCAUAGACAUGGCUGUGUUAUUUGUUCUUAAUCUAUGAAAAAGAUGUUUAACGCACUUUAUAAUAAGCUUCCUGGAUAUCUAAUUGUUUUUGUCA
This is a messenger RNA of Mangifera indica (mango), 617 nucleotides long. RefSeq lists its product as uncharacterized. Gene Ontology annotation, cellular component: mitochondrion. Lineage: Eukaryota; Viridiplantae; Streptophyta; Magnoliopsida; Sapindales; Anacardiaceae. The record is from RefSeq and is a predicted model, not a curated record. The transcript has 3 exons. Gene Ontology annotation, biological process: negative regulation of ATP-dependent activity. Bases 167 to 406 code for a protein of 79 amino acids. Gene Ontology annotation, molecular function: ATPase inhibitor activity.